AUGUACAACGAGUUGGGUCGGUGUCUAAUGGUACUGGUGGAAGAUUGUGGUUUUAAGAACGAUGAGCUCGAAGAGAGUUCCUUGGUCGACCUUCAAGAACUCGACAUCCCAGCUGGCGAUGUCGUCAGUUCUCUUCUCACGAUUGUCUGCAUCGUCAGUUGGAGUAGCAUCCUGGUAGUGGUAGGUGCACCAGGCGAUGACCUUCUUCAAGAUCGGAGCAGUCACAUUCUGGACUGGAAUUGGAUCAGUGUUGACGGCAUCCUCCUCGUCAAGUCCGAGAUCCUGGAGAAGAGUGUUGAUAGUGGUCGAGAGACGGAUCACGUUACGUGGAACCUGGAAUGA
This is a messenger RNA of Caenorhabditis remanei, 342 nucleotides long. RefSeq lists its product as uncharacterized. The record is from RefSeq and is a predicted model, not a curated record. Bases 1 to 342 code for a protein of 113 amino acids. The transcript is spliced from 2 exons. NCBI's taxonomy places the organism in Eukaryota, Metazoa, Nematoda, Chromadorea, Rhabditida, Rhabditidae.